AUCUCUCUGGUAGCUGGCUGCCUGGAACAUCCACGGGAGCAAAGAAAAGUGAAGCCGCACAAAGAAAACCUUACAAAAAUCACACACGGGGCUGGAUUGCUGAUUAUUACCUUUUUUACUUCACUGAAGGUUGUGUUGCAAGACAUCGCCUGGCUAGGGCACAAGCUGCCAUGCCAUUUGGUUGUCUGACACUCGGGGAGAAGAAGGAUUACAACAGUCCCUCAGACGUGACUGACAAAUAUGACCUCGGACAAAUUGUUAAAUCAGAGGAGUUUUGUGAGGUUUUUCGGGCAAAAGAUAAGAACACCUUGAAAAUGUACACAUGCAAAAAGUUCCACAAAAAAGAUGGAAGGAAAGUCAGGAAAGCUGCCAAGAAUGAGAUAACGAUCUUAAAGAUGAUAAAACAUCAUAACAUCCUUCAGCUGGUUGACGCAUUUGAAACUAAGAGAGAGUACUUCAUUUUCCUGGAGCUUGCUACAGGAAGAGAGGUAUUUGACUGGAUCUUAGAUCAAGGUUACUACUCGGAGCGGGACACCAGCAAUGUUAUGAGGCAGGUGUUGGAAGCCAUAGCUUACCUGCACUCCCUGAAUAUCGUCCAUAGAAACCUUAAGCUGGAGAACUUGGUGUACUUUAAUCGCUUGAAGCACUCCAAAAUUGUUAUCAGUGACUUCCAUUUGGCAAAACUGGAAUGUGGACCAAUUAAAGACCCAUGUGGGACUCCAGAGUAUCUUGCUCCUGAGGUGGUCGGGAGGCAGAGAUAUGGAAGACCUGUGGACUGUUGGGCCAUAGGUGUUAUCAUGUAUAUACUCUUGUCUGGAAACCCUCCUUUCUAUGAUGACAGUGAUGAAGAUGACCCUGAUAGUCGUGAUAGGAACCUUUUCCUGAAGAUUUUAUCAGGGGACUAUGAAUUUGAUUCCCCAUACUGGGAUGAUAUUUCGGUUUCUGCCAGAAACCUAGUGGCGUCUUUGAUGGAAACGGACCAGGAUCAGCGAUUAACUACACAGGAGGCUAUAGCUCAUGAAUGGAUUUCUGGAAAUGCUGCUUCAGACAAAAACAUCAAAGACGGUGUUUGUGCGCAAAUUGAAAAGAACUUUGCCAAAGCCAAGUGGAAGAAAGCCGUGAGAGUGACCACCCUCAUGAAGAGACUUCGAGCAUCUGAGCAAGGGGACGCUGCGGCCGCGGGUCUCCCAGCAGGGGUCACGGGGGACCCCAGCACACCCAGCGGUGCCCCUGCUCCUCCAGCAGGCAGUGGCGACAGUGUGGCUGCUGGUCUCAAAGCUGCUUUUAAAGGAAACGCUCCCGACACCCAAACAGCAACCAUCUCUGCGCUCCCUCUGCCCAACGCAGCCCGGCAAGAUGAGCAGCAGCAGGGACGGUGCAAUGGCGAUGCACCUCAAAUGAUGCCACAAGGAAAAGGAGACUAGACACGCGUCCAAUAAAAAGAACAGGACCUUUGCCAAACAAAAAGCACACGAGCAGCCAGUGAAUUUGGCAUUGAAGUUGUUUUUUUUGGGGGGGGUUUGUGUCUGUGAUGUCUGAUUACCAGAGUUUGCAGAAUUAUUCCAUAUCAUUUCCUCUUUUCCCUUCUGCACUGAUUGAUCAAUGAUGUUGUUAGCUCUCCCUUGUUCUUGUUAUUUUGUGUACAGUUCCCUUUAAAACUUAGUCCAAAGUAGCUGUUCAGUUAUUUUCCUUUACCCUCAAAACUGUAAAAAGUCACUUAAAGCUUAUUGUGUAAUUUAGUGAGAGUAACUCAUCUUUAUUCAUCAACUUACUGUAAAUAGAUCCAUUUGUCUCAAACUGCUACUUUUUAGCCUCAGAAUUUAGAAGCCUAAGUUUAUUCCUUGGGACUUAAAAUUAUGAGUUGAAAGAUUUGAUCAUUUAAUCAUAUUAUAUACUUUAUUCAAAAAUAAAGAUACUGAAUUUGAUACUCUUUCCAACGUGUUCCAAAAUGAAUUGCGGUUCUUGAUUAGAGGAUGAGUGUAACAUAAAAACGAAGCAAAACUAACUUUUUUGAUCAUUUUAACAUUUAGAGAUUGCAGGCUACAUUAUAUGUGACACUGUCCUUGAAAAGGUUUUAUAGAUAAAAGAAUAUCAUCGUCAAAGUGGGGUCAGUGUAACACCAUCAUGACAUUUCUAACUGUUUAAUGGAGUAGCUACAACUUAAGACAACUUAUAAUUUUAAGGCAGCAAGAGAGCACAUUUUUUUUAAUUUAAAGUGCCUUAAUAUUUGUUGCAGUCAUGUUUGCAGAUUUAAUUACAAAAUCUUACUGAAUUCAACGAAAUGUUUUAGUUUUAUCCGCUCUUCUGUUGAAGGUCUACGGCUGGUUUAUUGAUUUCUGUGUUUUGUCUUCUUUCACUUCAUUUUAAAAGCACAAAAAAAUAGAUGUAGAGCAUUUUAUGUGGUGUGAUGUUUGAGAUGUUGCUGUGUUGUAAACUGUACUUAGUAAAUUAAGAGUUUAUUGCAGAGUCCAUACACUGUACGAGUAUCUAUAUUUGCAACAUAUGUGUAUACAUGUGUAUUUUUUAUUGUAUGUGAACUAAGCAACAUUUAGCUGAGCUAACCAGUUGCUACAAUAUGAGUGAAUAA
This is a messenger RNA of Cololabis saira (Pacific saury), 2587 nucleotides long. RefSeq names its product caM kinase-like vesicle-associated protein. Bases 171 to 1424 code for a protein of 417 amino acids. Gene Ontology annotation, cellular component: intracellular anatomical structure. Lineage: Eukaryota; Metazoa; Chordata; Actinopteri; Beloniformes; Belonidae. The record is from RefSeq and is a predicted model, not a curated record. The transcript has 11 exons. Gene Ontology annotation, biological process: peptidyl-serine phosphorylation. Gene Ontology annotation, molecular function: calmodulin binding; calcium/calmodulin-dependent protein kinase activity; ATP binding.